Molecule: messenger RNA, 2682 nt
Organism: Ahaetulla prasina
Lineage: Eukaryota; Metazoa; Chordata; Lepidosauria; Squamata; Colubridae
Gene: OTX1
Product: orthodenticle homeobox 1
Exons: 4
Coding region: 428-1501 (357 amino acids)
Biological process (GO): regulation of transcription by RNA polymerase II; multicellular organism development
Cellular component (GO): nucleus
Molecular function (GO): RNA polymerase II cis-regulatory region sequence-specific DNA binding; DNA-binding transcription factor activity, RNA polymerase II-specific
Source: RefSeq, a predicted model, not a curated record
UUUUCUGUUCUUUUCUGUUCUUUUCCUUUUUUCUCCUGCCGCUGGUUUGGCGCAGAGGCGCCUGAGCUGAGAGGAGGCGGGGAGGGAGAAGUCGGAGGUGGAAAGCAACCCGCACGAAAACUUUCCCUCUAACUUCUCUUGUCCUUCGCUUUACAGCUCUGCCUGGAAAAGGCGGUCUUGGUGGUGCCGAGGGGUCUUUCCAACCCCCUGCUCUCCCACCCGCCCCGCGGCUGCUUUCCCGCUCCUCGCUUCUAAAGGGGGGAAUGCCCAGCAGAGUGCUGUGAAAAACUCUGCUCUGUGGGAGUUUCAGUUGCUGGUUGGAUGAAUAUUUAAAAAAGAAUAAAACAUAUACACACACUACUUGAAAAACUGCUAAAUAAACAAAUAAGUGUGUGGAUAAAUUGGAAAAAUAUUUCCAGCUUUUAGCAUGAUGUCUUACCUCAAACAGCCCCCCUAUGGCAUGAAUGGGCUGGGGCUAGCCGGACCGGCAAUGGAUCUUCUACACCCUUCAGUGGGGUAUCCAGCCACCCCUCGGAAGCAGCGCCGAGAACGUACCACCUUCACCCGAUCGCAGCUGGACGUGUUGGAAGCGCUUUUUGCAAAAACCCGCUAUCCAGAUAUAUUCAUGCGAGAAGAGGUUGCCCUGAAAAUCAACCUGCCGGAAUCCAGAGUCCAGGUCUGGUUCAAGAACCGCCGCGCCAAGUGCCGACAGCAGCAACAGAGCGGCAGCGGCGCCAAGAGCCGGCCGGCCAAGAAGAAGUCUUCUCCAGCACGGGAGAGCUCCGGCUCCGAAAGCAGCGGCCAGUUCACGCCUCCCGCCGUCUCCAGCUCGGCUUCCUCUUCUUCGUCCAGCUCCAAUUCUUCGGGCCCGGCGCCGGGCGGAGCGGCCUUGAGCAACCCGGCGGGCGCGGGGGGCGCAGCGUCAGGAUCGGCCUCAUCGGCUGCUUCGCUGAGCAGUGCGCCGUCGGCCGUGGCGGCCUCGUCCAUCUGGAGCCCCGCAUCCAUCUCGCCCAGCGCCGGGCCGGAGCCCCUGGCGUCCAGCGGGGCCUCCUGUAUGCAGCGCUCCGUCUCCGGCGCUUCGUCCGCCUCUUACCCCAUGUCGUACGGGCAAGGCGGCGGCUACGGCCAGGGCUACCCGGCGCCGCCACCCCCGCCGCACUCCUCGUCCUACUUCAGCGGGGUAGACUGCGGGUCCUACCUGCCCAUGCACGCGCCCCCGCACGCUCACCAGCUCAGCCCGAUAGCGCCCUCGUCCCUAGCGGGCGCCCAUCCCCACACCCACCACCCGCUCGGCCAGAGCUCCAGCCACCACCAUCAUCACCAUCACCACCAUCACCAUCAGCCUGGCUAUGGCGGCCCCGGGCUGGCCUUCAACUCCUCCGACUGCCUGGACUACAAAGAGCCGGCCCCGACCGCCGCCUCCUCCUGGAAGCUUAACUUCAACUCCCCGGACUGCCUCGACUACAAAGACCAGGCCUCCUGGCGCUUCCAAGUCCUGUGAGGUUUGCCUCGGCCCCCGGCCCCUCCCUCCUGUAGCGCCCACUUUCUUCUCGGUUCCAGUCGGGACGGGCACUUUUUCGCCUUGCAAACGCGCUCCAUCUCGGCUCGCUCGCCUCGGUCUUUGCUCUUCCGCGUGCUUGACCAGCUGGUGAAAGCGGCCUUUGAAUUUGUUUCAAGAAAGGAAAGACGCUGUGAGCGCCCGUUUGAAUAGCCGACCGCUUCCAGCCCUCUUCCCCAUCGCCGAAUCUGGGCUGAAGGCUGCUGGGUCAGACCUGCUUGCCCUUCCUGGACGUGCUGCUUCUUAUCCCGCUGAGUUGACUCCUGACGUGUUAUUUAUUCGCUCCCUGGGAUUAUGUUCAGGAUCGUAAUUUUUUUUGUUUUUGAAGCAGAAGAGGACUUUAAAUCGAGGUUCAUCUUUCUACUUCCAGCCAGUCCUUUUGCCCAGCCGGCUAGCUUUGUGACGCUCGCUCGCUCGCUCGCUCUGUGCGUGGCAAGACAGGAGAACAGGACGCGCCUUUUGCUUUCUGGCCGACAGCAGACUUCGUGUAUAGACCUUCUCACCGCCCUCCCCCAUCCCAUUCGAGGACCCCCGCACCCACCCCGCCAAGUUCCCUCUGUAGGUUUAUAUUGCAUAAAAAAAAAAAAGCGGUAGGAAUGUACAUACAGGGUUUAAACGAGAUCCAUUCCAGCGACCCUUUUUAAAGAAACAGCUGAAGGCGAACGCUGGAGGCUCUGCAGGUCGGAAGGGGGAAGGAAGGCCACCCCUUCUCCCCCAGCCUAUUGUCUUCCCUUACCCCGUUGGGGAGGGGGGAGGGGGAAAGCGAUUGCUCGGAGGAGUUGGAAAUGGGAAGCAGGGGCGACGUGCUCGGGAGAGGAGCAGGGGAGGGGCGGCAGGGGAGGGUGGGCAGCGGAAGGCGUGCUCUGCCAAUGGAAGCGAGGUGGUGGCAUAGCAUCCCGGGUUCGCCAGUGCAGCAUUGUCUAGACCCGUCUCAAAACCUGGCCGCGGGUCUCCGGACAGAUUUUUGGCCCGCUUGGUUCUUGGGGAGGGAAGGGGAAGACAGAGAGAGGACAAAAUGUAAAGUUGAUAAGUUACUCCGUUAAUCCAACAGUCACCUGUUGACAUGUAAGGCAAAUCCUACCCUUUAUCUACAUAUCCCGAUAAUAAAAAUCAAACUGACGAAA